GAGGGUUUCUUUCUUUCUCUUUCUCUUUCUUUGUCUUGGAAAGCAAGCAAGGAUCAUGGCUGCAGCAGCAUCAACACCAGUGCAAGCUCUCCAAGAGGAGGUGACCUGCCCCAUCUGCCUGGACUAUUUGGCCAACCCAGUGAUGGUGGUGGGCUGUGGGCACAACUUCUGCCAGCCUUGCAUCACCAAGUACUGGAAGGGCUGCUUCCAAAAUGUCUCCUGCCCCCAGUGCAGGGCCACAUUCCCCAAGGCCAGGCUGGAGGAGAACAGGCAGCUGAAGAAGGUGGUGGAAGUGACCCAGAAGCUGGCCAAGAUCAGCCUCAAAGAGACCUCCAAGGGGAUGGAGGGCAGCCUCUGCCAGGCCCACCAGCAGCCCCUCAAACUCUUCUGCCACCAGGAGGGAGUCCCCAUCUGCCUGGGCUGUGACAAGGGGAAAGCCCACCAGGGCCACCAAGUGGUCCCCAUCCAGGAGGCUCACCAGGAGUUCAAGGAUAAAAUUCAGAACCAAUUGGCAUAUUGGAAGAAAACAAGACAUCGUGCUGAGGUGUGCAAGGAAGCGGCUAAAUCAUCAAUGAAGGAAAUGCAGAUAGGAGAUGUGAAAGAUGAAUUAUCGGCUGAGGUUGAGCAGUUCUGUCAGUUUUUGAAGCAGCAAGUGCAUUUCUUGCUGCCCCAUCUGGAUGCCUUUCAAACAUGCCUCACAAAGAAGGUGGAGGAAUCUACCAGCAAAUACACCAGAGAAAUAGACCACCUCAACAGUUUUAUCAGUGACAUUGAGAAGGCCUGUGAGCAGCCCUCAGCUGAGUUGCUGAAGGAAAAAUCCCGACUGGAAGGCAUGAUGAGUAAAGAGAAAAAGAGAUGGGAUCAGUUCAUGAACGAGGACAUGAAGGAGUAUGAAACCACCGAAAAUAUCUUUGAUGGCACAGUGAAAUAUGAAGAAAACACCUUUGGUGAACUGGAAGAAAGACAUUUAAAAUUCGUCGAGCAUAACAAGAGUGUGAAGGAAAUACUGCAGAGAUUUAGAGGUGAGAUGACAGCUGCCUUAAGAAGUGCUAGAAAUGAUGCUCUGAAGGACUAUGAAAAAGCAACUCUGUCCUUUGAUGGUGAGACAGCAUUUAAGUUGCUAGUCCUUUCUCAGGAUAAAAGCAGUGUUCAUCUGGAUGAGAAACGGAAGAAGAAGAAGCCUUUUCAUCAAAGGAGAUUUGAUCGUGUGCCCUGUGUGCUCGGAACAGCAGCCUUCAUUGAAGGGAGACAUUAUUGGGAAAUAGAUGUAGAAAAGGGAAAAGUAUGGGGUGUGGGGGUUGCCAGAGAAUCUGUGGAUAGAAAGGCCCAGGUAGACUGGGUAGAUUUUGCCCCUGAAAAUGGAAUCUGGGGAAUAGGCUACAAUGGAGGAUAUAUAGCAUUCACUAAUUCUGUAUAUAAUAAUCGACUGAAUUUGCCUGAACCCCUCAAGAAGAUUCAAGUGUAUUUGGAUUAUACAACUGGCGAAGUGUCAUUUGUUAAUCCAGAUAACAAUGCCUUAAUAUUCACCUUCCCCCCAGCCACAUUUGGUGGAGACACAAUGCACCCCUGGUUCUGGGUCUCCAGUGGACAGUUGAGUCUGCCUUGGUCAGAGGAUGAUUACCCAGAUGUAGAAUAUCUGGUGUCUACUGGGAUUAUUAAACCUUGGGAAAUAAAUGAAUACAUUUUCCCUGCUUUUUAAAAAUCCCUGAGUGCAUAACGGAACUUGGAAGGAUAGUACAAAAAGCCAAAUUCAUUCUGUUAUUCAUUAGAGAGCUCAAAAUAUUUGUGUUAGCAUUAGUAUGGUUUUUUUAAAGUUACAUUAAUCAUUAUGAUUGUCAUUGUAUACUUAUUGAACUCAUUGUAUGCAGAGGUUCUAACAAGAUGUGCUUCAUCAAAUGGCAUUUCCACAUAUCCAGUAGAUUUUUGUUGUCCUUACAAAGUGAAUAAGGUUAUAUUAAUUUUUUUAAAAAAGAAUAUUUACAUUUUUUUACAAUUAGAUAGUGAAUCGGGUUAUAUAGCUAUGAUCGGACGACCAGCAAAGUGAGAUAAAUUGUUAAAACUUCACAGCUCCCUUCAGUUUUCUGUAGUAAACAUCUCUUGUCUCCUGCAAUGAAAGCAAAAUACAUUACAUACAGGGAAGAAAUUCAGCUUUGGGGACUGGCAGUUUUUAAUGCCAAAGGUACCAGAAAGACAGAACGAAACGUUAUGAUAGAAACCAGUCUUCCUUCUGCAGUGUAUGGAACUAAAUUUUCUGUCUUGAACAAAACAAUCUUGUGGCAGAGGCUUCCAACACCAACGUCUUCCCAAGAAUAGUACAGGCAGGCCUUGGAAGUUAUCUUCUCUCUUUCUAACCCACAGGGGUCAGUGUUUUCCAGGCAUUCUCACUUCCAUCAUAUUAUUCUUGUGGUCUUCGUGCUUUCUCUCUGAAUUAUAUUUUUUCCAUCCUACAUAUCUUAACUCCUUUGUCAUCCAAACCUCCUGCUUAUAGACAUAGCAUGACAGAAUUCUUCCUCACACUGAAACUCCCCACCUAACAUAUACGCCUGGUACAUAUCUUUGGGAAUGUCUGGAGUGGCAGCGGCUUUUUUUUCCUCUGGAGGGAUGCUGCAGCUGCCAAACCACGUGGCUUCCCUCUGCAGGAAAAAGAGCCCAAGAAAAGCAGGUUAUGUACCAGUGGUGGCGACCUUGUACACAGAGCGUCACCAUUGUUAUGCUGCUGGUAUGUUCUAGGUUUAGGGACUAUGCGGUUGCCACAUGUUCCUAACCCUAGAACUGGUGCUGGUACGCCACUUUAUGGGGGUAUGUACGAGGCAGGAGCACAACAUAAGAGAUGGUGGCAAACUGAAUCAAGAGACAGCACUGGAAUCCUAUGGUAAAAAGAAAAACACCAAAUUUCUACAUCUUCAUCAGUAAUGAGCAGAAAUAACAUGUUUGGCAAAGCUCAUUAAUGGUAUGCCAUUGUAUUUAGGGGACCCAGCACUAGUUCAGUUAGAGCAGGGGUGGCCUUCUAGAUGUUUUUGGACUACAAUUCCCAGCCUUCCUCACCACGGUCAUGUUGGUGGGUGGUACCAUCCCACAACAUCUGUAGGGCUGCCUUUACCCAACCCCGACUUAGAAAGCAAAACUAAUGUCACCAGAUGAACAUUAGCAACCAUUUUAAUAAUAAUAAUAAAAUUUUUUAUUUGUAUACUGUUUUUCCCUAGAUCAAAACAGUUUACAGACUAUAAACUAUUAAAAACAUUUCAUAAAAAUAGAUAAAAACAAGUAAUACAAUUAUACAAAUACAAUCAUUGAUAGGGUAAGGCAGAGAAUCAAUGGCAUCAAGAGCGCUCAACUUCAUUCCUCGGGGGAGGGGCUUAGCAAAAAAGGGUUUUAAGCCUCUUUUUAAAUGUUUCUGGGGGGGUCAUGAGACGGAGCUCCUCGGGGAGACUAAUGAAUUAGCUGCAGUGCUUUUGAUUUAAUGUGUUACUUGCAAAUUCCAGUCUGUGAACUACUUUGGCUCAGUUGCCAAAAUGGAGUUGGUUAGUGGGGCUCUUAAUUUAUAAAUGCUCCUCUCAUUUGCUAGAUGUUCUGCUCCACUUAUGAGGGCCCGAGCAAGCCUUUCCGUACCGAAUCACUUGAUCAGAUAAUAUUGGACUGUAAAUCCUAGCAUGCCUCAGUAUUAGCUGUCAGGAGAAAGCAAAGCAGAAACUGAGCCAGAGAGUAGCCCCUUUCCCCAUGCCUUAUUGCAUGACAUCGCAGCACUUCAGUUCUCUUCUUGUGGGAGAUGGUUGUAAAAGCAUAUCUUUUACCUAGCUAGAAAAAAACAUUGAGCAAAAGGCAUGCUUUUAUGACCAUUUCUGCAGGAAGAGAACUGAAGUGCGGAGUAAGCAUGCAGAAGGGUGCUACUCUCCAGCUCCAUGUCUGCUUUUUUUGUCCUGCGAUAGGCCCUUUAUCAACUAGGGCUGAUCAGACCUAAGUCCUGCAACCUCUGGAAUGCCACACUUAGCAUAUCCAUUUUAACCCAUUGACUUUCAGCUUUCACUGGAUGGUUCUUACCUUCCCUGUUGUCAUUUGGUACAUACUUGUAUGCUUUCUAAAGGGAGUGGAUAUAGAAUGUCUCCACACAGUCACUUGUCUCCCAAAUCCCUUGUGCCAAGGACUUUAGCAUUGAAAGGGAGCAAACCAGGCAACAAGCAUCAGUGUCAGAAUUUAAAAAAACUUGUUCAACCAAAUACAUUUUAAUAAUCUUUGUUGGGACACUGUAAAAUAAAACAAAACUCUUGUGUUUUCUAUAUACUAUGGCAACUGAUUUUGUAACAAGGCAUUUUUUGUUUGUUUGUUUUGGCUCACAUUGUAGGCUUACUUCAAAUUUUGAAAAUUACGACCAAAAUGUGUCAGGCUGGAUAAAUUAAAUCCCGAUCUCUUUAUUUCCUUCUACUGUAGUAUUAACCCAUGUCAGUUUUUUUUUCUGCAGCAAUUUUGCCUCUGUUUCUUUUUUAAGACUUAGAAGUCUGCAUAGUAUUUUCAGUUUAAGUUACCUGUUGUUUGAAAUCUUUCUAAAUUCUUUUUUUAAAAAACAACUAUAUUUCUAAUAAAAAAUAUUUCUAAGAAAAGA
Sceloporus undulatus (fence lizard) is the source of this 4597-nucleotide messenger RNA. Its product is annotated as zinc finger protein RFP-like. Bases 56 to 1699 code for a protein of 547 amino acids. Gene Ontology annotation, molecular function: protein binding; zinc ion binding. NCBI's taxonomy places the organism in Eukaryota, Metazoa, Chordata, Lepidosauria, Squamata, Phrynosomatidae. The record is from RefSeq and is a predicted model, not a curated record. The transcript is spliced from 7 exons.